Messenger RNA from Arachis stenosperma, 2213 nucleotides. RefSeq names its product probable FBD-associated F-box protein At1g32375. The record is from RefSeq and is a predicted model, not a curated record. The transcript is spliced from 2 exons. Lineage: Eukaryota; Viridiplantae; Streptophyta; Magnoliopsida; Fabales; Fabaceae. Bases 20 to 1117 code for a protein of 365 amino acids.
GGACGAGGACUGCUCCUUCAUGUACUUUUCUGCUUUCGUAAACGGAGUUCUUUCGCAGCGUAGGAAUCGAGACAUCCGCAAGUUCCGUCUCUCAAGCAGCUACACAGGUGAAGCCUCGUUCCAUGCACGUUCUUUCAAUUACUGGUCACUUACUGCCAUUGGACCUCAACUCCAGGACCUUAAUCUUUCUUUGUAUGCUCCGUAUGCAAAGAAACGCUUCGUGUGGUAUCCUUCUCCCAGCGUCCUACGUGGCAUCUUCAGUUGUACUUCUCUCAUUUCACUCACUUUGGAUGGUUUGAUAGACAUCAAUAAGAUAUCGUCUGUUCAUUUGCCAGCCCUCAGGACUAUGAGACUCUCCAUCCAUACAGCGGAUCCAUUAGACAAGAUUUUUUCUGGCUGCCCGGUCCUUGAAGAUCUUUAUCUCCAGUUUAACCAAAUAAAUGCGCCCAAGAUAAUUUUUCCUAAUUCCUUGAAGAGGCUGGAAGUUCAUAAUUGCAAGUCACCUACAUCUAGAGAAGUUGAAGUUGAAAUAGACGCCCCGGCACUUGAAUAUCUUACUUUCUUCUUAUAUAUCGGACUAAACCAGUUGACUGUCAACAAUUUGCACAAUGUGAAAGUAGCAGAUCUUGAUCUCCGGGAAGACGCUCAUGAUUAUAUACAUAUGCUUCUAAAUGCUCUCAACAGAGUAAAAAAGCUCCACUUGUGUAGUUCGAUAAUAAAGAUUUGGAUUGAGCCAACCGGCUAUUCUAGCAGCUGGACACCCCCUACUUGUGUUCCUGAUUGUCUUGCAUCACAGUUGACAAAAAUUGAAUUCAAAGGAUAUGAAGGUUCUAAAGAUGAGCUGGGAUUCAUUGCCUAUAUCUUAAAAAGUGGGAUUGUUUUGCAAACAGUUACUGUUGAUCUUGAUUGGCUUAAGAAUAAAAAGGACAAGAGCAAGAAAAAAUACAAUAUCACUAAAGAAUUGUGUGCCAUCCCAAGGGGAUCCAACAUGUGCCGAAUUGAAAUUGAAGACUCAGACAUAUUCCCUUCUGGUAUGUAUACGCACCAUCCCUGUCUUUUCUUUAUUAUUUUUUACUUUAAUAAAAACCAUCUCUGUCAUUUGUGUGAAUAUAUCUGACUAAAUUAAAGCUGUUAUGAAUUAUUUCUUACUUGUUUCCAUGGUGUUCUUCAAGAAUAGGAUAUAUUAUGAAAAAAAUUGAUAGAUGUGUUCUCAUGUGAGAGUCUUAUCAAAUACUUGUCUAGAAGCUUUGGAUAACAUUAUUUGAUUGAUUCUGAUUUGCAAUAUUGAGUGACACUGUGAACAUACUAGAAUUAAAUACCAAGAACACACUUAUUCGAUUCCUUAUUGCUGUCCUUGUAUGUACUAAGAUUCAAUUUCAUCGUUAUGCUUCCAAACUUGUUCAUCCUUAAAGUGAAUGUUGGAAUUUUAACUUUGUUUUCACUCUUCUGUACUCAAAUUACAUCCAUGCUUAAUAUGUAUUCAUUCUAAUUCAGGAUUUUUAUUUAGCUAAUAGCUAUUCUAGUGAUGGGAUGGACUUUCUUUUGUGAAAUUUUUGUUGUAGAAGCAUUGUUGUUUCAUAGAGAAAAACUUGCCUUUGCUUUCUUUUUUAUUCCCCAUCUUAAAUCUUCUGUGGUUGAGGAAAUUCUUUUGUCCAUUCCAUAAUCUUUUUCAGGUUAAUUUAUUUAAUGACUUGUGAUUAAGGUAAAUGGGUUAUUCUAAUCUUAUUAAACUUUCUAGUUGACUUAAGGGCUUGUGAGUGAAGGUUCUGUUUGUAAAGAGCCUUCAACUGGUACAUAGAUGUGAUUGCUUGAUUUCAUCGCCCUUAGGAUAAUCAAGAAUUUUACCUUUGAUACGAAAACGUUUUAAGAGUGUAAAAUCUAAGGCAGUUGGAGUUUACAUGGUGGCACAUGCUUGUUUAGAGACAAUUUUUUGUUUAUCUUUUAGUAGUUUUAUUUAUAUUUUGCUGAUUAUUGUAAUAUUUAUUUGUAAACAAUUUUAUAAUUUUUUAUGUAUUCUACAUUUUUGCUAUUUCUUGCGAUGUCAUGGGUAUAACGUCAUAGUGAUUUUUUACCGUUCUACUAUUAUAUCACCAUCAUCCACCAUCUUUAGAUGUAGUAAACAACUGAAUUCCGGAAAAUCAAAAGUUGGGGGACAAAGUAUGCGUGGAAACAGUGCGAAAUUAAUAAAUUAUUAGUUAAUAAAUUAAUUAUUA